AUGUUUCAAAGGAGAAGAAAUUAUUACACCAGCAAAGAAUGUAACAAAGACAUUAGUUGCACCCACACGUUUAUUCAGGAAAAGGGUGUCCAUGCUGGAAGUCAGCGUUUUGUGGUCCCUCAUUGUGGAAAAUAUUUUACCAAAUUUUCUAGCUCUCAUUAUCAACAAAGAGGUUACAGUGGAAAAAAGCCUUAUGAGUGCAGUGAAUGUGGGAAAGCUUUUACCAGUAGAAAUGGCCUCCGCUAUCAUCAGAGAGUUCACAGUGGAGAAAAGCCUUAUGAAUGCAGUGAAUGUGGGAAAUCUUUUACCAGUAGCACUGACCUUCGUCGUCAUCAGAGAGUUCACACUGGAGAAAGGCCUUAUCAGUGCAGUGAAUGUGGAAAAGCUUUUAGCAGUAGGAACAGCCUAGGUGAUCAUCAAGUUUUGCACACUGGAGAAAGGCCUCAUAAGUGUAGUGAGUGUGGGAAAGCUUUUACCAGUAGCAAUGGCCUCCAUUAUCAUCACAGAGUUCACACUGGAGAAAGGCCUUAUCAGUGCAGUGAAUGUGGGAAAUCUUUUACCAAGAGCACUGGCCUUCGUCGUCAUCAGAGAGUUCACACUGGAGAAAAGCCUUUUAAAUGCAGUGAGUGUGGGAAAUCUUUUACAAGAAUUGAUAGCCUUCUCAUUCACCGGAGAUUUCACACUGGAGAAAGUCCUUAUGAGUGCAGUGAAUGUGGGAAAUCGUUUACCAGGAACAGUGGCCUCCGUAAUCAUCAAAGUUUUCACACUGGAGAAAGGCCUUAUGAGUGCCCUGAAUGUGGAAAAUCUUUUACCACUAACACUCACCUUCAUAGUCAUCAGAGAGUUCAUACAGGCGAAAAGUAUUAUAAAUGCACUGAAUGUGGGAAAUCUUUUACAGGUAGCAACGGUCUUCAAUAUCAUCAGAGAACUCACACUGGAAAAGCCAUUUUGAGUGCAAUUAAUGUGAGAUAUCUCUCAGCCUAA
Messenger RNA from Eptesicus fuscus (big brown bat), 984 nucleotides. RefSeq names its product zinc finger protein 239-like. Bases 1 to 984 code for a protein of 327 amino acids. Gene Ontology annotation, molecular function: DNA-binding transcription factor activity, RNA polymerase II-specific; RNA polymerase II cis-regulatory region sequence-specific DNA binding. The transcript has a single exon. Gene Ontology annotation, biological process: regulation of transcription by RNA polymerase II; central nervous system development. The record is from RefSeq and is a predicted model, not a curated record. Lineage: Eukaryota; Metazoa; Chordata; Mammalia; Chiroptera; Vespertilionidae. Gene Ontology annotation, cellular component: nucleus.